CGCACCGGGCUCGCCGGAGCCCCCGGGUUCCGUGGCGCACGGGGCUCCGCCGCUGGUCGGUCGGUCCCCUCAGCUUCUUUGAGCUGCUCGACUCCGCAGCUAGAGCGUCCUCGCUCUCGUCCAGCUAGCAGAGGAUUCCCUAAUGCUGGAGGGUCACGGGCUACGGGAUGCCGGUACUCUUCUCCCAGCGGCCACUGCCUAUGUCCUAAAUCGCCUUUUCGGUUUCAUCCUCUCUAUUGUAAAUCCCGGCUAAAGUGCAAGCUCUUUAAGGACGGGGACCGUUGACGCUUCUGUCUGUAUCCCUCCCUCUUAGCCCGGUAGUUGGCACUUAAUUAAUAGCUUGUUGGUUGAUUAAUAAAUCAGAGUUUCCCGGAAAACGACCAGCACCAAAUUAAAACUGAAUUAUCUAAUCGAGAACGUUAGAGGUCAGCCGAGUGGACAUCCUGAAGGAGGCGGUAGAUAGUAUCAAAUGCCCGCUGCAGAUAACAUACUACUUUUUUAAAAAUGGCUCCUGAUGUCCAAAUGCCAGCCCCAGUGUGUCUGAUUGAGAACAUAAAAGGAAGACUGAUAGUGAAUCAGCAAUCACUGAAGAUUCUUUCUUCAAUACCUGAGCCUAUGGUGAUAGUGGCUAUUGUGGGUCUGUAUCGCACUGGCAAAUCCUACCUGAUGAAUAAACUGGCAAGGCAAAAAUCAGGCUUCUCCCUUGGAUCCACAGUACAGUCUCACACCAAAGGCAUCUGGAUGUGGUGUAUUCCUCAUCCCAAGAAGCCAAAGCACACCCUCGUUCUCCUGGACACUGAGGGGCUGGGUGAUGUAGAGAAGGGUGACAAUAAGAAUGACAUAUGGAUUUUUUCCCUGGCUGUGCUACUGAGCAGCACCUUUGUCUUUAACAGCAUGGGUACUAUCAACCAGCAGGCCAUGGACCAGCUACAUUUUGUUACUGAGCUGGCACACAGAAUCAAGAGCAAAUCUGACCACACCUGUGAUGAGAUAGAAAACUCCUCAGAAUUUGUGAGCUUCUUUCCGGACUUUGUGUGGACCGUGCGUGAUUUCACUUUGGAGUUGGAAGCUGAUGGGAAACCUAUUACAUCUGAUGAAUACUUGGACAUCGCACUGAAGCCUAAGAAAGGUAAACCUGAGGAAGUUAAAAUGUUCAACCUACCUCGUCAGUGUAUCCGCCAGUUCUUCCCCAAGAAGAAAUGCUUUAUCUUUGACCGACCCGCACACCGAAAGCAGCUUACCCAGCUGGAGAAACUUCAUGACAAUGAACUGGAUCCUGAAUUUGUGGAACAAGUUGAAAGCUUCUGCUCCUACAUUUUCAGUAACUCCAAUGUGAAAACUCUCCAGGGGGGCAUCACAGUCAAUGGACCCCGUCUAGAGAACCUGGUCCUGACCUAUGUGAAGGCCAUCACCAGCGGAGAUAUGCCCUGUAUGGAAAAUGCAAUCCUGGCACUGGCUCAAAUAGAGAACUCAGCUGCAGUAAAAAAGGCUCUUACAUACUAUGAAGAGACAAUGAAAAAAAGAGUCGAGUUCCCCACAGAAACCCUUCAGGAGUUGUUGGGUAUACAUACAACCUGUGAGAAAGAAGCCAUUGAAAUUUUCAUGAAGUAUUCUUUCAAGGAUGUGGACCAGAAAUUCCAGAGGGAAUUGGCGAGCCAGCUAGAUGCCAAGCGAGAUGCCUUUUGUGAUCAGAACCUGGAUGAGUCUGCACAGCGGUGCAGAGCUUUGAUUAAGGAUAUUUUCAGUCCUCUGGAGGAAGAAGUGAAGAAAGGUACCUUUUCUAAACCAGGAGGCUAUGGUCACUUUCUGAAGGAGAUCAAGGAGCUGAAACAGAUGUAUUAUCAACAGCCCAGGAAGGGGAUACAGGCUGAGGUGACUCUCCAGGAAUACCUGAAGUCCAAGGAAGAUGUAAAUGAUGCAAUACUGCAGGCAGAUCAGUCACUCUCGACAAAGGAAAAGGAUAUUGAAGUGGAGCGAAUAAAAUCUCAGGCUGCAGAGGCUGCUGCAAAGCAUGUGGAGGAAAUGCAAAAGAAAAACGAGGAGAUGAUGAAGCAACAGGAAAAAAGCUACCAGGAACAUAUAAAGCAAAUGACUGAAAAGAUGGACGCAGAAAGGAAGCAGUUGAUAGCAGAGCAAGAGAAGGCCCUGGCUCUGAAACUCCAGGAACAGAGACUAUUACUAAAAGAAGGAUUCCAAAGUGAAACUCGACAGCUUCAAAGCCAAAUCAGGAAUCUGGAAAACAAACUGAAUCAGAAGAGUUCAUCGCCCUGUGUCAUAAGCUGAAAACUUAAGCCUUCUCCCUCUUAUUCACCUUCAAUAAAACUUGCAGAGGACUCAGGAUCCCUACAGUUUGUGGGACAUUUGUGACAGCUAUCAGAAAUACAAGGCUUUUACAAUAUUGCAGGUAGAAUUUAGUUUUCUGUCCAAUUUGAAAAACCUAAUGAUUUUCCCCAAAGACCUGUCAUGAUUUUAAAACAGGAAGAAAAUUUGUGAUUAUUGCUUUGUAUUUGAUUCCUAUAGAAACU
Sarcophilus harrisii (Tasmanian devil) is the source of this 2525-nucleotide messenger RNA. Its product is annotated as guanylate-binding protein 1. The record is from RefSeq and is a predicted model, not a curated record. The coding region runs from base 505 to 2283 and encodes 592 amino acids. Lineage: Eukaryota; Metazoa; Chordata; Mammalia; Dasyuromorphia; Dasyuridae. Gene Ontology annotation, molecular function: GTPase activity; GTP binding. The transcript is spliced from 11 exons.